Penicillium soppii is the source of this 636-nucleotide messenger RNA. RefSeq lists its product as uncharacterized. NCBI's taxonomy places the organism in Eukaryota, Fungi, Ascomycota, Eurotiomycetes, Eurotiales, Aspergillaceae. The record is from RefSeq and is a predicted model, not a curated record. The transcript has 3 exons. The coding region runs from base 1 to 636 and encodes 211 amino acids.
AUGGAGAAUCCAGUGGCUGAAAUCCCUACCGUCAUUCGUCUCUUGACACAAUCGCCGCCAUCGGUGCAAGAAACCGUUCUCGAGCGAUUCUUCACCAGCAAUGCAUCCUUUGUCCAUCCCUUCUGUCGAGUUCCUAGCUUUGAAGGGAGUCGAUGGUGGGUGGCAAAGAUCUUCCAGUGGUACAAGAUCAUGUCACCUCGGAUUGAACUGGAAAUCCAUUCUAUUGCAUUCGAUGAGGAAAAGCUCAAGCUUUAUGUAAACAUGUCCCAAAUUUUCUCGAUCUGGCUCAUUCCUUUCCAUGUCGCUCCUGCGACUCUUACGACGGUUCUGGAUUUGACAUCUGAGCCGGUUCAAAGCGAUGCUACAACCAAUGGGGAUCGCAAGCUCUAUCAUAUCUCCAAACAAGAAGAUUUGUAUCAGUCGUCGGAGUUUGUCAAGUUCAUCAUGCCACAUGUCGGCUAUUGGCUUGUGUACGGGUGGCAUCUCAUUGCGACACUGUUUUGUGUUCUUGGUGUGACUUUGCUUUGGCCUAUACUAUGGCUGGAGGAGAACCGCUAUAUCCCAGGACGUUUCUUGCGCGGUGGAAAUGUGGCUACGAAUAUGGACAAGAAAAUCCCGGAUAUCAAAGAGCAUUAG